Molecule: messenger RNA, 1044 nt
Organism: Peronospora matthiolae
Lineage: Eukaryota; Oomycota; Peronosporomycetes; Peronosporales; Peronosporaceae
Source: the annotation of a GenBank genome assembly
AUGCCCAAGUUUGGGAUGACCGGUUGGUCGUGCUUUGAAGCUCCAGAUGUGUUUCUGGAGCAUGCAACUUUUCCUUAUCUCACUAGUGUUGAGUGGGAUGCUUUAAAUUGCCACGCGGUGAUAUCUGUAGAGGGAUUCGUUGUGUCGCUGAUAAAAUCAGCGACUCCUGAUGGACAACGUCUCGCCAUAAACGACUUCAUGACUCGCGAGCUCGCCGAACCCAAACGGCGAGGUUUAAUUCUCUCGUGGACUUCACGGAACAAUGCCGUGAAGACGGAGAACUCCGUCUACUCUGGCGAAGGCAAAGAACGCUUGUCGCUGUCGCGUUGGUUUCGAGAGGUUGACAUUGCUAUAGCCUCGAAACUUCUCGAGGCUCCUCAAGCGAAGGUCAAUUUCCUCCUUUCCCGUCUCACUGGGAAAGCCAAGGAGUGGGCUUUGGGUAAACUCGAUGUGGACGAGUAUGCGUUCUCCACUCUGGAAGCUAUCCAGAGUGACCUUCGACUCGCCUUCGAGCCGCCACAAGAAGAGAAGAUGAUGCGUUUAACAUUCCUGUCGUUGAGACAAUGCAUGAUGGCCAUGCGCGACUACGUGCAGAUGGCUCGACAUCUGGCGUCGUACAUUGUCACGCAUCCUAUGGGAAUACACACACAAGUUAACGUCUUUGUCGAUGGCGUGCGUGAAGGGCAGACUCGCCUAUCGCUGAAACGCGCGGAACCUGCUACGUUGACGGAGGCUUUCGCUAUCGCCCUCCAUGAGGACUUUAGAGUAACCAAAGCCUACACCAAGCCUUCAGUUGUUACCGCUGUCAGAUCAGCGGGCCCGGAACUCAUGGAUGUUAAUGUAAUUGAGUCGUUAGGUGGCCGACGACGUGCUACGUCCUGCAAGGGUGACGUCCGUAGCGGACGUCAGACGAUCUGCUUUCGAUGUCGAAAGACUGCCGCGCGCCAGCACCAAUGUUACAGGCGACCGACACUCAUGAGAAAGGUGCUCCGCCCACUCGUUCAAAAACCGGACGAUACCAGUAGGUGCAGGGCUCCCUACUAG